Messenger RNA from Cynoglossus semilaevis (tongue sole), 2045 nucleotides. It is a transcript of the gene rhoh, whose product is annotated as ras homolog family member H. Gene Ontology annotation, biological process: small GTPase-mediated signal transduction. The record is from RefSeq and is a predicted model, not a curated record. The transcript is spliced from 2 exons. NCBI's taxonomy places the organism in Eukaryota, Metazoa, Chordata, Actinopteri, Pleuronectiformes, Cynoglossidae. Gene Ontology annotation, molecular function: GTPase activity; GTP binding. The coding region runs from base 716 to 1303 and encodes 195 amino acids.
GUGAACAAAGCAGUGAGAGGUGGGGAGUUCGAGUUGCACCUCCUCACAACACAGCGGAUGUCACCGACUUUUCCUCUCUUUGCCCUCGUCUGUCUUUUUGAACCCAGCGAUGUAAUCGCCUUUUUUUGGACUAAUCGAUCAACGAGUGACGAUAGAUGUGAAACGUUUAACUGUGAAAUAAUAGAUUCGACUGUUUUUUUCAGACUUACUGAAGAGUUCAAUCAAGACGGUGAUAGUGGUUUUUGACACCGUAACAUCUUAUAAGGGCGGCAUCCGACAUCCGGUGAAGACGAAAAUUUGAUCAGUAAGAGAUUCACGGCAUGAAAUGUAAGCAAUGGUCCCUGGCUGGGGGAAAUGACUGUGUCUCAGAUCAUCAGAGAGAGAAACCUGUACAUGACAACCAACAGCACAGCCAAUCUGAGAGAGCCCAAAGAGCCAUGAGGUUACGUGAAGCUCAGGGUGGCUGCUGGAGAAUUGCACAUUUUCAGUGUGUAUGUUUGUCAUUGAAGAGGUUUUAAGACGGCGGCGUCCUGAUGCAGAUCAACGAGCUGGUUUAGAAGGUUAUCACCACAUGCAACAGCUGCAAAUCAACUGCUGUAAAGACAUUAGCUUUACACGGAAGCAGAGUCACUGGUGUUUUUGACUUCUCUGUGAACCAAGUGUCGCUCCGGAGACUUUAACCAAAGACGCGCAUUUCUAGAGAAAACCAGUCAAGAUGAACGGCCUUGAUGAAAUGUCAGUAAAGUGUGUACUGGUCGGAGAUAGCGCGGUUGGAAAGACGGCGCUGUUGGUCCGUUUUACCUCAGAGACUUUCCCAGACACUUAUAAGCCCACAGUGUUUGACAACACAGGGGUGGAGGUCUACAUGGACGGGGUCCAGAUCAGCCUGGGGUUGUGGGAUACGGCAGGUAAUGACAACUUAAGACAAGUUCGGCCAAGGUCCUACCAGCAGGCUGACGUCGUCCUCAUCUGCUACUCGGUGGCUAAUCCCAAUUCUCUGGCCAGUGUCCAACACAAGUGGAUCGCUGAGGUUCGAGAGAACUUGCCCAAAGUGCCGGUCCUGGUUGUUGCCACUCAGACAGACCUGCGUGAGAUCGGGGCAUAUCGUGGCAGCUGCAUCUCAGCAGCCGAGGGAAGACGAGUGGCUCAAGAAGUCCACGCCAAAGGUUAUCUGGAGUGCUCCUCCCUGAACAACAGAGGCGUCCAGCAAGUGUUCGAGUGUGCGGUGCGGACGGCUGUGAACCAGUACAAAAAGCAAGCCAGAAGGCGCAUGUUCAGUAUAAACCAAUGCAAAGUCUUCUGACCUUUGACCUGGACUUUUCCCUGUCUAAGUCGUAUGAGGACUUGCUCUUGGCUGAGUGUAGGUGAUUUGAUUCGGACAAAAAUAAAUCAGUUUAAAUACGUUUUUUGUGAUAAAUUUGUUACUUUUUAUCAACGUGUAAAACAAAAAAGUUUUUGUUAUAAUAAGACAACAGGAAGUGUAAUGAGUAGCGAGUCUGGUGAGUCUGGUCGCUGAGGUAAGGAUAAUAAUACAUUUAGUGUGAAUUACUAUAUUAGAAGUUUUUUGUAAGACCAUUCAUUAAACUAGAGUUUAACGUCUGAGUGUUUUGACCUCCUGGUCGGACUCAAUGAUUAAACAGAAUAACAUUCACAAUCUGUGUUAGAUCAUUCAAAUGACUCGUAUUAGUGUUUGAUCAAUGCAUUAAUACAUCAAUAUCUAAUGAACAUUAAUGUUAAUCACCUAAGAGUUAAAGUUUUAAUCCAUGAUAAAAACAAGUGUCCGGCUCCAUUUCAGAGUCUGAAGUCGUAUUAGACGCGACACUCUCGGUAUCUUUGUGUUUUUUUUUUAAAUAGAUCAUUAGGAGAGCGUACAAUCUUAACACGAAACAGUAGUAAAAAUGUGUGAGGAAUCAUAAACGCCCUUGUUUUUUAUAGUAUAGAGACACGCAACAAUAAAACAUGAAAUUCAUUACUUGAAAUUAAAGUGAUUUUAUGUACAGACUAUAGUAUUUUAUUUAUUCAGACUCUACAUGUUUAAUGAAAUU